UCUCAUGACAUAAUUUGCAUUGACUUUUUCUGUUUAGCAGCUUUUAGAUAUAUAGACUAUACCCUUCAAAGAUUUCUACUUUAUUGAAUUUGGCAUAAGAUGAAAAAUUCAUUGUUUAAUACAUUUUCUUUGUAGUGACUUUUUGUACUUCUCUCCUUCCCAGGCCACUCCCUCACUUCACUAUAACCUAACCUAAACUUAACUAAAAAACUCUCAGUUUGUUUGUCCUUCUCCAAUGGCUACUCUCUGCAAAUCUUUCAUCUUUCUCUUUUUUUCAUUCUCAUUGGUUCUUCUAAGUUGUGCUAUAGAUGAAGCUGAUAUUCUUCUGACAUUUAAGGACUCCAUUAAUGACCCUUUAAACCUUCUUUCAAGCUGGUCUAAUACCACAACUAUUUACCACUGUAACUGGACUGGUAUCACUUGUACAUCUUCUCCUUCUUCCAUCUCUUCUAUUAAGCUCCUAAGUUUGAAUAUUUCAGGUGAAAUCUCACCUUCUAUCUGUCAACUUCCAAAUCUUGCUCAUCUCAACCUUGCAAAUAACCUCUUUAACCAGCCUAUACCUCUACAUCUCUCACAAUGUGAUUCUUUGGAGAGUCUGAAUCUCAGUAACAAUCUCAUUUGGGGCACUAUUCCUGACCAGAUUUCUCAGUUUGGUUCACUUAAAGUUCUUGAUUUUGGUAGAAAUCAUCUUGAAGGAAGGAUCCCAGAAGGCAUAGGAUCAUUGAAAGAACUUCAAGUUCUCAACUUGGGAAACAACUUGCUUUCAGGUGGUGUUCCUAUGGUUCUUGGCAAUUUCACUGAGCUUGUGGUUCUUGAUUUGUCCCAAAAUCCAUUCUUGGUAAGUGAGAUUCCUGGAGAUAUUGGUAAACUUAGUAAGCUUGAAAAGUUUCUGUUGCAAAGCUCUGGUUUUUAUGGUGAAAUACCACACUUCUUUGAGGGGUUAAAGAGUUUAGUCAUUUUGGAUUUAUCACAAAACAAUAUCACUGGUAGUUUACCUAAAGUUGGUUCUUCUCUACCGAACUUGGUGUCUUUUGAUGUUUCACAAAACAAGCUUUCUGGGGCAUUUCCAAAUGGUAUAUGUGGUGCAAAAGGUCUUGUUGAUCUUGGUUUACAUACUAAUUUGUUCAACGGUUCAAUACCUAAUGACUCCAUUAACCAGUGCAUGAAUCUUGAAAGGUUUCAAGUUCAGGACAACUUGUUCUCUGGGAAUUUCCCUUCAUGGUUAUGGUCAUUGCCCAAAAUCAAACUCAUCAGAGCUGAAAACAAUAGAUUUUCAGGAGAAAUUCCUGAUUCCAUAUCACAUGCUGCUCAGUUGGAGCAAGUUCAGAUUGAUAAUAAUAGCUUUACUAGUAAAAUUCCACAAAGUCUUGGGUUGAUUAGAAGCUUGUACAGAUUUUCUGCAUCUCUGAAUGGUUUGUAUGGUGAGCUUCCUUCAAACUUCUGUGAUUCACCUGUAAUGAGCAUCAUAAAUCUGUCACAUAAUUACCUUUCUGGCAUAGUUCCUGAAUUAAAGAAAUGCAAAAAGUUAGUCUCAUUAUCACUGGCUGAUAACAACUUCAUUGGUGAAAUACCAAAAUCCCUUGGUGCACUGCCUGUUUUAACAUAUCUUGAUCUUUCCCACAAUAAUCUCACUGGUCAAAUCCCAGAAGAGUUUCAAAACUUGAAGCUUGCUUUGUUUAAUGUCUCCUUCAAUCGACUAUCCGGUAGAGUUCCAGCUUCAUUGAUUUCUGGCCUUCCUGCUUCUUUUUUGCAAGGGAAUCCUGAACUCUGUGGUCCAGGAUUGUCCAAUUCUUGCUCAGAAGAAAAGGACAUGCAUAAGGGUGUUAAUCUUUCAAAAUUGGCAUCUGCCUUAAUUUCAGUAACUUUAGCUGUUGCAAUUUUGAUUAUUGCUGUUGGAUUUUACAUCAUAAGGCGGUCUAGGAAACGAAGAUCCGAAAUGGAUGGUUGGAGAUCAGUUUUCUUCUACCCUUUGAGAGUUAGUGAGAAUGAUCUGAUGAUGGCAAUGACUGAGAAGAAUGCUAGAGGAAAUGGGCGAACAUUUGGAAGAGUUUAUAUUGUGAACUUACCAAGUGGGGAGCUGAUAGCUGUGAAGAAGUUAAUGAAUUUCGGAACUCAGUCUUCAAAAUCUAUGAAAACUGAUAUAAAGACUUUAGCAAAGAUCAGGCAUAAGAACAUCACAAAAAUUCUUGGAUUUUGUUACUCUAAUGAUGCCAUAUUCUUGAUAUAUGAAUAUCUAGCAAGAGGAAGCCUUGGGGAUCUGAUUGAUAUUCAAUUACCAUGGAGUGUUAGGUUGCGCAUUGCCAUUGGAGUAGCUCAAGGAUUGGCAUAUCUUCAUAAAGAUUACCUUCCUCAUUUACUUCAUCGAAACCUGAAAUCAACUAAUAUUCUUCUUGAUGCUGAUUAUGAACCAAAGAUCACAGAUUUUGCUCUGGACCGCAUAGUUGGAGAAGCUGCCUUUAAGUUAUCUUUGGCUUCAGAUGCUGCAUCUUCCUGUUAUUUGCCACCAGAAUAUGGGUACACGAAAAGGGCUAGUGAGCAAAUGGACACAUACAGCUUUGGUGUAAUCCUACUAGAGCUUAUAACAGGCCGGCAAGCUGAGGAGGCAGAAUCAGCUGGUGAGGGAUCUCUUGAUGUUGUAAAGUGGGUAAGAAGGAAAAUCAACAUUACAAAUGGAGCACUUCAAGUUCUUGAUCCCAAAAUUUCAAGUGCUUCUCAACAUGAGAUGCUUGGAGCUCUCGAGAUUGCUCUGCAUUGCACCACUGUAAUGCCAGAGAAACGUCCCUCAAUGUUCGAAGUUGUCAGGAUACUGCAGUGUCUGGAUUCAAGAUCCAAGCUACCAUAUAUCAAUGAACAAUCCACUUCCACCGAUAGUUCGCUUCCCCUCUGAACUUGAUUUUGUGUAUUCUGCUUCAAUACUACAUGCCUAUUUUGAACUCCUGUAGGAUGUGCUUGGAAAUGCUCUUGUUUUCUCUAUACAUUUGUUGUAAUCAACAUAAUACGAGGUCCUUACCCUGUUUAUGUUAUCCUUUUCUGUAUAUUAUCUUAAGCAUAAUUCCCAAGCGCCA
Molecule: messenger RNA, 3065 nt
Organism: Lycium ferocissimum
Lineage: Eukaryota; Viridiplantae; Streptophyta; Magnoliopsida; Solanales; Solanaceae
Product: probably inactive leucine-rich repeat receptor-like protein kinase At5g06940
Exons: 2
Coding region: 236-2887 (883 amino acids)
Biological process (GO): protein phosphorylation
Molecular function (GO): protein kinase activity; ATP binding; receptor serine/threonine kinase binding
Source: RefSeq, a predicted model, not a curated record